This is a messenger RNA of Rhizoctonia solani, 891 nucleotides long. RefSeq lists its product as uncharacterized. The transcript is spliced from 3 exons. Bases 1 to 891 code for a protein of 296 amino acids. NCBI's taxonomy places the organism in Eukaryota, Fungi, Basidiomycota, Agaricomycetes, Cantharellales, Ceratobasidiaceae. The record is from RefSeq and is a predicted model, not a curated record.
AUGAAGAUAGGAAAAAGUAAUACGAUUGGAAGUAUAGGAGCUGACACGGCUAUCGACGACUCUGGUGCAACCCAGUACAACGCCCUUGAUGCCCAUUCCAAGCCCGCGUCUUCCAAAGAUUCGGUCAGCCACACCGAGAAUAUUGUACAAAAACACCCAACACUUUACUUUGAUGAUACUGUAAUAUUUAUAAAAAUGAAGCUUGAGGAUACGCUGUUCAGCGUCCACAAAAGGAGACUAAUUAAGUCAAAAUCGUUCUCAAAGUGGUUUGAGUUACAGAAUCUUUCCUCAAAGCCGGAGGAGUGCAAUGAGGGCCUGUCUUCAGAAAAUCCGAUCGUGAUACAAGGGAUCAGCAUGUCUGAUUUCGAGGGGUUUCUGAAGGUCCUUUACGCCUCGCACUUUUCAGACAACAGGUCAUCACACGAGAUUUCACUCAUUAUUUCUGCGUAUCGUUUGGCAGUCCUGUGGCAAUUUUCGGAGCUCCAAGAUUUUCUCUUCUCCCUUGUCGAUCAAUCAUUUGACGAUCCCGGGAAGAUUGCGUUCGCAAAGUCAUUUGGGCUAAAGGACUGGCUUCAAGCUCCCCAUGUUAGGUUAUGCCAACGUGACGAGCCACUGACUUUGGAUGAGGCAAAGAAAAUUGGCGUUGAUAGCCUCUUGGUGAUUAGCAACCUACGAGAGGAAUUUCCUCCCAAGAAAUUGGCCUCGCAUCAAUCGUGGAGCAUUAAUUGUGUUGGGAUCUAUCAACGGAGGGAUUCAUACUCGUAUUCGAAUUCAAAUUCAACAUACACGCACUGUGGUUCUUGCCUCAAAAAUCACCCUUGGCCUACUCCCGAAGUUGUCAAGAAUACAAUUGAAACGCGAAUCAAGGAAUGGAUUGAAAAGAAUAUGUGA